Ilex paraguariensis (yerba mate) is the source of this 375-nucleotide messenger RNA. Lineage: Eukaryota; Viridiplantae; Streptophyta; Magnoliopsida; Aquifoliales; Aquifoliaceae. The record is from the annotation of a GenBank genome assembly.
GUCCGAUCUUCUCUCACUUCUUCUUGUUACUAUUAUACCAACUCUUCCCCACAAAACCCCUAUUCUAUACACCCAAGAACAAGUAUUCAAUUAAUGGCGACAACUCCAAAGCCAUCCUCUGUGGCCACUGACGAAGAAGGAAUUGCCAGAAGGUUUUGGAUCAAGUUCCGCAAAGAGUCGAUUCUUGCUCUCUAUACUCCCUUUGUGGUCUGUUUGGCUGCUGGGAAUUUACCGAUAGAGACUUUCCGGCAUUAUAUUGCGCAGGAUGUUCAUUUUCUCAAAGCCUUUGCCCAAGCGUAUGAAUUGGCAGAGGAGUGUGCGGAUGAUGACGAUGCCAAGNUAAAAAAAAGAGUUAGUUAUCUAUUUAAUCCCUGA